This is a messenger RNA of Microplitis demolitor, 2126 nucleotides long. RefSeq names its product transcription elongation factor S-II (gene TfIIS). Gene Ontology annotation, biological process: transcription elongation by RNA polymerase II; DNA-templated transcription. The record is from RefSeq and is a predicted model, not a curated record. Lineage: Eukaryota; Metazoa; Arthropoda; Insecta; Hymenoptera; Braconidae. Bases 151 to 1095 code for a protein of 314 amino acids. Gene Ontology annotation, cellular component: nucleus. The transcript is spliced from 4 exons. Gene Ontology annotation, molecular function: zinc ion binding; nucleic acid binding.
CAUCUUUUUUUACACCUUAGCUAUUACAUACCAGUUAGCUGAUUGCCAGCCAUCGCCGCACUUGGAUUUAUUCAUUAAAAGAUAAUAGCUUGUCCACGGUGUGUGUUGUUUGUUGUGUUAUUUAUCUGUUAAAAAAUCCAGAUCUACAAUAUGAAUGCUGAGGACGAGAUACUGAGAAUCCAGAAGAAGCUCACCAAAAUGUUAAAUCCUGAGGGGACGGGUCAAGAGCAGGCGCUGGAGCUGCUCAAAGUUCUUCAAAGACUUCCUGUUGACUUGGAACUUCUUACUAAAACCAGAAUUGGAAUGACUGUUAAUUCAUUACGAAAAUCUAGCCGAGAUGAUGAAGUAAUAACCUUAUCAAAAACACUGAUUAAAAAUUGGAAAAAAUUCUUGUCAGGUCCAAAUAAAGAUGGGAAAGAUUCGAGUUCAUCGAGCAACUCCAAGGAAAAGGAAGAACGUUCAGACAAAAAUAAAGACGACUAUGAUUCGAAGAAAGACAAAGAUCAUACGGAUGGCAAUGACAUUAAAAGUAAGGAUGAGAGAUCAUCAAGUAAGGACUCACAUAAAAAACAGGCAUCGUUCCCUUCGACAACAACAACAGACGCUGUGAGGCUCAAGUGCCGUGAGCUCUUAGCUUCAGCUCUCAGUGUUGAUAAUUUAUCAAUGGAAGCCUGUGGAACUCCUCAAGAACUUGCUGAGGAAUUAGAAGAAGCUAUUUUUGUUGAAUUCAAAAACACUGACAACAGAUACAAAAAUAGAGUACGUAGUCGAGUAGCUAAUUUACGUGACGCCAAGAAUCCGACAUUAAAAACUAAUUUUCUUGUUGGCGCCAUAACACCGGCGCGUCUUGCCGCAAUGACUGCCGAAGAAAUGGCAAGUGAUGAAAUAAAACAGUUGAGAGAUAGAUUCAAAAAGGAAGCUAUCAAUGAUGCACAACUUGCUACUGUACAAGGUACUAAGACAGAUCUGCUAAAAUGCGGUAAAUGUAAACAGCGUAAUUGUACUUACAAUCAAGUUCAAACACGAUCGGCUGAUGAACCGAUGACCACGUUCGUGCUGUGUAAUAAUUGUGGUAAUCGAUGGAAGUUCUGUUAAAAAAAAAAUCUUUGUAAUGAGUGAUAAUUUAUGUCAUUAUUUGUGCUGUAUUUUUUUUUUAUUCUUAAUUAAUUUACAGUAGCAAGUGAAUCAGAGAAAUUGAUUAUUUAAAAGUAUGUAGUAUUUCAUUCGUUGAUGUACACUGUAAGUAAUUAUGACAACUCAUUAUACGCUCAUUGAAAUUUAUAGUAAUAAAUAAUUAAAAAAAUUAAGAUAAAAACUGUGAUAUAUUUCCAUCAAAUAUGAAUCGAAAAUUUGGAAAAACCACAGAAAAUAAUAUUUAAUUAUUACCAAGUACAAAAUAAAAUCAAUUUCUCUGAUUAUAAUAAAAUAAUAAUUAUUAAAAUUUAUAAAAGUAAAAUAGUCUUCGAUAUAUAACGAAAUAUUAACAGAUGAUAUUUAUUAUUAUUUGUAAUGAAUAUCAGCGAGGCUACUUCUGAAUUACAUUUUUUUUCUUUUUUUUUUUUUUAUUAAGGACAUUCGCAGAAAUCUCCCACUUUUCAAAAAUACUCAAUGACUGAAAUGUCAACCGCAUUAAAAUUUUAUCAAUUAAUUAAAAAGAAAUUAAGGCAUUAAUAGAAAAAAAGAUAACGUAGUCACGAUUUCAUCGAAAUAUAGAUUUAAAAAAAAAAUUACAGUUAUCAAUUCGAAGUCAAUUCGAUAUCAACUAUAAGUAAUUUUUUUUUAAUGUAUAGUUCGGUGAAAUUUUUUCUUUAAUUAAUUGACCAAAUUUUGAUACUUACGACAGCUGUCAUUGAAAAUAUUUAAAAAGUGAGGGGUAGUGUCUAAGAAUGCCUUUAAAAAAGCAUUUAAUUUCUUGAAAUAAUUAUACGCCGAGUUAAUUAGAACUUAAGGAAAAAAUUAAAUUUAAUUGCAACGAUAAAAAAUUAUCAGACAAAUUUUCAUUAUCAGUAACUUUUUUACUAUUUUUUUGAUUAGCCUCUUAAAAAAAACUAUUAAUAAUUUACAAUAAGUACAAUACAUUAAAUUAAGUAAAGAUACUAAAUUGUAUAUUUUUUUUUUGUUUUUUU